AGAAAAAAUAAAGGAAGGUAGCAAAAGUAGCUCAACAGCCGCACUUUGAUAUCUCCGCCCCUUUCAACGGACUUCUCAAAGCCCUCUCCCUCUCUGAAAACCUCAUAAAUUUUUUUAAAAGACCUUCCAUUUAUAUAAUCUCCCUCUUCCACAACUCUCUAGCAUUUGCUCUUCUUCUUUCUUGCAAUAUGCAAUCCUCGGUAACUCUCUCGCUCUCUCAGCCAACAGCAGCCUCAACCAUUCCCAAAUCAAACUACUCGGUUAAUCACUCCCUCCCUUUCUCCCCCUCUAAGCCCAUAAAUCUCCGUUUCUGCGGUCUUAGAAGAGAAGCAUUUUCAGGCUUCUCUUCUCUCUCUCGCUCUCAAUCCCCCCAAAGUAAAAUCCAUUCUAAUAAAAUUAACAGUGCAAUCUCAGCUUCUUUAUCUGAUAAUGGAAGCGCGCCAAAGUCAUUUGAUUAUGAUUUGGUCAUUAUCGGUGCUGGUGUUGGCGGCCAUGGUGCCGCUCUUCACGCUGUUGAGAAGGGUUUGAAAACUGCUAUUAUUGAAGGAGAUGUGAUAGGGGGGACAUGUGUGAACAGAGGUUGUGUUCCUUCAAAGGCGCUUUUAGCUGUAAGUGGCCGGAUGCGUGAACUACAGAACGAGCAUCACAUGAAAGCUUUGGGUUUGCAGGUUGCAGCUGCUGGAUAUGAUAGACAAGGAGUGGCAGAUCAUGCCAAUAAUCUUGCUACAAAAAUUCGUAAUAAUUUAACGAACUCGAUGAAGGCCUUGGGCGUGGAUAUAUUGACUGGUGUUGGCUCAAUUAUGGGCCCACACAAGGUGCGAUAUGGGAAACUUGAUUCUCCAGGCAACAUUGUGACUGCUAAAGAUAUAAUCAUUGCUACUGGUUCUGUCCCUUUUGUACCCAAGGGCAUCGAAGUUGAUGGGAAGACUGUAAUCACAAGUGACCAUGCACUCAAACUGGAGUCUGUUCCCGAUUGGAUAGCAAUUGUGGGAAGUGGUUAUAUUGGUCUAGAAUUCAGUGAUGUGUAUACUGCCCUUGGAAGUGAGGUCACCUUUAUUGAAGCCCUUGAUCAGCUCAUGCCUGGAUUUGAUCCUGAGAUAGGAAAGUUGGCUCAAAGGGUCCUAAUUAAUCCACGCAAAAUUGACUACCAUACUGGAGUAUUUGCAACCAAGAUCACUCCAGCUAAGAAUGGGAAACCAGUUACCAUUGAGCUCAUUGACGCCAAGACCAAGGAACCCAAAGAUACUCUAGAGGUAGAUGCAGCAUUAAUUGCAACUGGAAGGGCUCCUUUCACAGAUGGUCUUGGCUUGGACAGUGUCCAUGUAGAAAGGAAACGCAGUUUUGUUCCUGUUGAUGAGCGAAUGCGUGUCCUUGAUUUUAAGGGGGAUCCGGUUCCUCACUUGUAUUGCAUUGGUGAUGCUAAUGGUAAAAUGAUGCUUGCUCAUGCAGCCAGUGCACAAGGAAUUUCAGUGAUUGAACAAAUCACUGGAAGGGAUCACGUGCUAAAUCAUUUGAGCAUUCCGGCAGCUUGUUUCACUCACCCUGAAAUCAGUAUGGUUGGAUUGACAGAGCCUCAAGCAAGGGAGAAAGCUGAACAGGAGGGUUUUGAAGUAAGUGUUGCCAAGACAAGUUUCAAGGCCAACACAAAGGCCUUGGCAGAAAAUGAAGGAGAGGGGCUAGCUAAGUUGAUAUACAGACCUGACAAUGGAGAGAUACUUGGCGUGCAUAUUUUUGGGUUGCAUGCUGCAGAUCUCAUCCAUGAAGCAUCCAAUGCUAUAGCUUUGGGCACUCGUAUUCAGGACAUAAAAUUUGCAGUUCAUGCACACCCAACACUAUCAGAAGUUAUUGACGAACUUUUCAAAUCAGCAAAGGUUAAAGCUCAUGCUUCAGGCCCAGUAAGUGAACCAGUUGCUGUCUAAGCAUCUCAACUGUGGAGGUAGACAAAAUUUUGAAGAAAUUUGCUUGUAUUAGGAACUAUAAAGGAGGGCACAUGCUAGAGAAAAAUCCAUGAAUUUAUUACACUGCCAGAAGAAACGUCAUCAGGAGAUGGACUGUUGCAGCCUGAAAUCAUUUAUAAGUUGCUCUGUUGUUUUAUUGUAUCCACCAUUGCCUUGGAAAGAUACUCAAGUUCAUAUAUUACUUCCAUUUUGAAACUUGUUUUGAUUAUGAUAUAUUGGACAGUUAAUAAUCUACUCCAUUAAAAAAUGCCAGAGUUCUUAGCUAUCACCA
Populus euphratica (Euphrates poplar) is the source of this 2229-nucleotide messenger RNA. RefSeq names its product dihydrolipoyl dehydrogenase 2, chloroplastic. Gene Ontology annotation, molecular function: flavin adenine dinucleotide binding; dihydrolipoyl dehydrogenase (NADH) activity. Gene Ontology annotation, cellular component: mitochondrion; oxoglutarate dehydrogenase complex. Gene Ontology annotation, biological process: 2-oxoglutarate metabolic process; pyruvate metabolic process. NCBI's taxonomy places the organism in Eukaryota, Viridiplantae, Streptophyta, Magnoliopsida, Malpighiales, Salicaceae. The transcript has 15 exons. Bases 189 to 1919 code for a protein of 576 amino acids. The record is from RefSeq and is a predicted model, not a curated record.